CCGGCCCCGGCCACCGAAAUCGGCCACACACCUGGGCACCCGGGCACCCCCGGGAACCCCCGGGCACCCGGGCACCCGGCCCCGGCCACCGAAAUCGGCCGCUCACCUCACAUCAGCUUUAUAUCCGCUAAGACCCCUACAGAGGCAAGCUCUGAUUGGGGAAUAUUCUGCACCCACUGUCGCGCCGCAGGCCCCAGAAGUGGGUCUAGCAGCGAACUUCCCAUGUUGCCGGUGCGGCCUCGCAUGGGCGACGGAAAAGGCUUAUCUUGCGCACUGCCGCAAGUCCACAAUGAAACAGCGCCAAUUAAACAUUAUAUUGACGAUAGCGGUGUCUGCCCUGAAUGUCUCACAGAUUUCAAAGAACGAUUCCACGUUGUCCGCCACCUCACGGACAAGAGGCGGCCGAAGUGCCGCCAUGCUGUCUUCCAGAAGUGCCCAAGACUGCCAACAGCAGAUGUGCAGAUGUGGGAGGCGCGGGACUGUGAGCGUAAGCGGUGUGCCCGGCAGCAGGGCUCCACACAAAUAAUUGCGACGGGCUCUGCCAUUACAGCCGAAGGCAAGCGAGUGGGCCAUGUCCAAAAGUGACGCGCCCCUGUGCCAUUAAGCAUACACAUCACAGCUUGAGACACCUCCGGGUACCCUGACCGCAGAAAUUAUCCCGGCAAAGCAACC
This is a messenger RNA of Prorocentrum cordatum, 672 nucleotides long. Lineage: Eukaryota; Dinophyceae; Prorocentrales; Prorocentraceae. The record is from the annotation of a GenBank genome assembly.